Molecule: messenger RNA, 783 nt
Organism: Haemonchus placei
Lineage: Eukaryota; Metazoa; Nematoda; Chromadorea; Rhabditida; Trichostrongylidae
Source: the annotation of a GenBank genome assembly
AUGGUUGCCACAUUUGGAAUCCCGUACGAUGCGAAAGCGGAUCCGCUUCAAGAGAUGCGAGCAUUCAAAGCUGCAAUGGCAGACGCCAAGAGCAAUCCGGAUUGGCUUACGGCUCGCCAAAUCGAACGCCACCGAUGGAAUCCCUAUUCAUUUGAAGGAGGGUCUACAUGUGCUUUGGCUGGAGAAAACUUUGCCAUAGUUGCUAGUGACACGCGUAUGUCUCAGAUGGAAAUCAACAUCAUCACUAGAGAUGCUGAGAAAGUACAUGUGCUAAACGAUUCUAUUAUUUUGGCAACCUCAGGGUUCUAUGGUGAUGUCCUGCAGCUGAAACGGGUGCUUCAGUCCCGCCUUCAUAAAUACCGCUUCGACUAUCGCACUGAUAUGAGCGUGGAUCUGAUGGCCGAACUUCUAGCAAGGAAUCUCUACUACAGGCGUUUCUUCCCUUACUACACAGGAGCCAUUCUGGCUGGAAUCGAUGAAAAUGGAAAGGGAGCGGUGUUCAGUUACGAUCCAAUUGGUUGUAUUGAGCGAAUUGCUUACUCAGCUAGUGGAGCAGCGGAAUCAAUGAUCAUCCCUUUCUUGGACUGUCAGAUUGGACAUGUGACAUUGAGUGAAGAAGCUGAGCGUCCACCCUUAACGCUUCAAAGAGCAGUUUCACUCAUGAAGGAUGGCUUCCGCUCGGCAGCUGAGCGUGAAAUUUCUACUGGUGACAAGAUUCAUCUCAUAAUCGCAGAAGCCGGAAAGCCUAUUCAGCAGCAGUUCCUUCCUCUCCGUGAGGAUUGA